Lodderomyces beijingensis is the source of this 1446-nucleotide messenger RNA. The record is from the annotation of a GenBank genome assembly. Lineage: Eukaryota; Fungi; Ascomycota; Pichiomycetes; Serinales; Debaryomycetaceae.
AUGAAGCUAUACUUCGAAGCCGAAAAGUUUCUUAGACAAGAUGGCAAACCUGGUAGUGGGAGCUUACAGUCACGGAUAUUCAGUGAAAGAGGUCUCAAGUCUUCACCCAAGCACGUAUUUGCGUUAGUUCACUCGACAAGCAAAUUCAAGGACCACAUCAAUCACAUCAUCAAGAAGUCAAAAGUCAAGCAGGAACUAGCGACAAAGAAAGUGAGAGUCAGCGACGAGCUUCUAGCGCUCUUGGUGCACGACUUGCUAUUCAGUCCACGCGGAAGAAUCGAAAGCGGGAAACACCCCAUCAAGGAUGCAUUUUUGUCCAACAAGACGAGGCUUCAAGCCGAGUUUAUCAAGUUGAAAUUGAAGUAUAAAAUCAAGACGGUCGACCAGCUUCCUACAAAGGACUCCAGCGCAAAUGAGACUCCGGUGAGAUGGUUUAGAAUCAACACGAUAAAAAUUGACCCGGAGCGGUUUUUCAAAAAACACCCUUUUUUCACCAAAUUGCAGCCGGUCAACUCCUUCCAGGAACUCACGGCGCCGGGUCUUGUAUACUCUGACGACUACAUCCCACACUUGUACGGGAUACAUCCACGAGAAAAACUCUCGGCGACAGACGCGUAUAAACUAGGCGAGGUCAUCAUCCAAGACCGCGCCUCGUGCUUCCCCGCGCAUAUCCUCAACCAGGACCCGCACGAUGUCCACAAGUACGUGAUUGACGCUUGUUCUGCUCCCGGGAACAAAACCACGCACGCGGCUUCGUACUUGCCCCAUACCGCCGAUGAUGGCGACGGCGUGGUGUAUGCCAUCGAGCGCGAUGCCAAACGAGUGGCGAUAUUGCGAACCAUGACGGAGAAAGCCACGGGCAGGAACAAGAAAAAGAAAAUCCAGGUGUCGCAUCGCGACUUUACAACAAUAAAACCCGAGGACUAUCCAGACGUCACGGGCCUCAUCGUUGAUCCAUCGUGCAGUGGAUCAGGCAUAUUUGGCCGUGCAGCCGACAAUGAUGCCCCAGGAGGCGGCGAUGGGGGAGAAGAAGAGGAAGCCAAGGAUCCACAAAUCGACCAGGAAAGAUUGAAAAAACUCGCGUCGUUCCAGUUCAUAAUCAUGAAGCACGCGUUGUCGUUCCCCAGUGCUCGCAAAGUCGUCUAUUCGACGUGUUCCAUACACGCGGAGGAGAACGAAAGAGUCGUGGUUGAUCUCUUGCUGGAUCCUCAAGUUGAAAAGCAAGGGUGGACUCUAGCGUCGAAGGACGAGGUCAUCCCCACAUGGCCAAGAAGGGGAAUCGAGAGCGAGUUUAUCAAAUUGUCACGAGACGCAAAAGUGUGCCGCAACCUCGCUGAUGGUUGCGUUCGAGCUAACCCGCGAGAAGACGGCGGUAUUGGUUUUUUCGCUGCUUGCUUCGUGAAACGGGAUCAUGUCCAGGAUGGUAAAUCUGACGAUCAAGAAUAG